Molecule: messenger RNA, 15097 nt
Organism: Paramuricea clavata
Lineage: Eukaryota; Metazoa; Cnidaria; Anthozoa; Malacalcyonacea; Plexauridae
Source: the annotation of a GenBank genome assembly
GUGGAAAACACAUCAAAACAAGUUAGCACGCUGAGGCGAGAAGAACACUGUAAGAAUAGCAGGAUACUUCGUCAAUAGAACUUUUGAAGGUAAGAUUUAUAUUAUACUAUUCUAUAACAGUAUUGGUUUAUUGUACUUUGUAUUAUUUAUACAAGUAUAUAUACCAGUUUUAAAAGACUAGAAGUAUAUACUAGCUAAGUAAUAGAAUCAACUCCUUUUGGGCUUAUGUUAAAAUUCUAGAAAAACAAUGCAUCUUUUAAAACAUCCAUGGCAUAACCGAAAAGGCGAUAACGUACACUCGCUGCAUUAGUGCGCAAAUAUUUUACGAUUUAAUUUCAUAGUUCGCAAACUGUAUAUCUGGCUUAAAAUGCCUUUAAAAUUAUGUAAAGCAUGUCGAUAUCGUUGAUUCGCUACGUGUAUUAUAUUUUACUUUUUUUACAUGCUAUCGUUUGUUUAUAGUUGUUUGCAUUGAAGCAAUUCGCAUCAAAUUAGACUGGUUGUUUAAACACAGCCAAACCCCUAUCGCGCACGCCAUUGUACAUAUCUAUGUACAUGCACUUAAAAGAUGUCAAAAUCUAUCGCCACUCCUGUUUUGUUUAAUUUCCCCUCUCAUUUAUUCUCGCUUACGUUUAAUUGUCAAAAACACACUCAGAAAUUCGGAUUGUAACAUCCCAAAUUUCGCAUGCACGUAAGGGUAUUUGCAUGCCUGUUAACAUUUGCAUGCACAUUCUGCGCUUGUAAAUUUUACAUAUGUUAUCUGAAUUAUCUCAACAAGUGCGCACUACAGAAUGCAAAGUGUUGAGUGCGAUAGAUUUACUCGUGUAGUCCUCCCAUAAAUAUAAUUUAGAUUGAUUUAAAUUUUCCGUGCGCAUGCAUGUAAAAUAAGCUGGGAAAAUCUUUCAGCUGGGGUCGAUCGUCAACCGACACUGCUAUAAUCAGAUUGAGAAAUAAUAUCAAAUAUUUUUUAUUAUAUGUAUUGCUCAUAUAUUGGUGCCGAGUGAAUAGAAUUGAUAAAUAGGCCUAUAGUUAAUUUUCUUGCUGCUAUAUUAAAAAUGUGACAAUUCCGAGGUUGACCAUGGAUCAUCUGCCGCCCUGGACCUAAUCCUACUGAAAUCUGGAGCAAUUUUCGAGUUUUCAUCAGCCAAAGGGUUUAUUAAUUUAAACGACUGUUUAAUUUAACUGACUAUUUCCGACUAGCGCUUCCGAUAAUGUUUUCUGAGAUAUCAGUAUUUGCGCAACCUAUGAUUGCAACAAUACGCGCGAUCGAUGUUAAUUAAUUAGAAAUUUUGAAGGUAUUUUUUUAAUUUGAUCCGAGGAACUUGCCAGAAUGUCUCUCGGAAUGUGUAAACGACUGUUCCUCACUUGGUAGCAUUUCCUAAUCUAAUCAUGGGUUAAAGUCAAUAAUUUAAACUGCCUUUUAGCCUACAGUGAAGAUUCUUGCGUAAACGAACCUCAUAAUAAUUUAAGGCUACCUUUACUGUACACUAUACUGGAUAUAGCUUUUCGUAGCGGCGCGACUAAGCAUCUAUCCGAUACGGAAUGUACAACUUUCAGAAGCUGAGCGACACAACAUCUCUCCGCGUUGCAAUAAUUCCUCUGAAAAUGGCGUUCCUAAAAGAUGUCUUUUCACGGAAAGCUGUGGACGUAGCCUAGAUUACAUUGUAUAGGGUUAGGGGUGGGCAACCCUUAACCCUAUACCAUUGAAUGACAUGGUUGAUAUAUAACCGAAAAGUCCCAAACUGCAUUAAGUAACCAUUAAUGAAAUAGUUGCAUAGGAAAUUACCAAGUGCAAAUGCUAACCAAACUGUUUAAACUCGUCGACAUGUUAGCUUCUUAUAAAUACAUGGACUGAUUAUGUAACUUAAUCUCCUGAUUGGAAAAAUGAAUCUAAAAUGUAGAUGACAUCAGAGCCUUGCAACUCGCGCGUAGGCGUCACUUCAUGAAAACCAUCUAUUUGUAUAAUUCUAAGUGUCAUGCAUCGUUUUGUCCUAUGUAUACAAUAAUUGUGUACAAUACAAACAAUGUAUACUUAAUCUUGAUUUAAACCCGCAUCAACACAGAAAGAUUAUGCUGGAUUAUAAUAUUAACUGAAAAACGUCAUGCCACAGCUUGCUCCGCGCCCACCCAGAUAUUUUCAUGUGUGACUAAACCAAACUAACUUUAUUUAUACCGAAUAGCCCUGUCCGAUACACGAAAGGUAUCCUUCAUUAAAUUGGCGCAGUGUUACUACCGGAAGAAACCGGUGAGCCAGAUAUCCUGGGAUGUUUGUUAGAGUCAACAUGCCGAAAGUAACAUUGACAUUGCCAUUACUUGACCCACAAUUUACACUUGAAUGUUCCUGCAGUCUGCUCACAGUUAUUGCGCAUUGCUUCACAUGUUUAAAAACAUGUACCAACCGGCUACCACUUACAGUUCUAAACAAAGAAAAACAAAGUUGCUUUCAUAAAAACAUAGACUGCUAAGGACACCCAACAGGAACCUGUGAACAGCGAACUCUGUAUAUAUCUGGUAUACUAGAAAAAUGUCAGUCAUUCGGUCUAUGAGAAAAAUGACGCCAAGAUUGCUGCUGAAAUUAACGUCCAAAAUCUAGACACGUGCUAUAUACGUCUUGUAUAUACUAAAACUGUCUGUACCAGUGUGGGUAGUACCAAUGUGAAAAUGCUGUGCUGAGGGGUAGUACCAAUGUGAAAAUAAUAAUUGUUUUUGUUUGUGGAAACACCACGUAAAUUUAUUACUGCAAAGCUCCACAAACAAAAACAAUUAUAUUUUAUCGCCAUGCAAACAUUCAAAGAAUUCAAUGUGAAAAUGCUGUGCUGGGUGGUUAUAUUACUACCUUACUGUACCAGUGUGGGUAGUACCAAAGUGAAAAUGCUGUGCUGAGCGGUUAUAUUACUUAUUGCUCUAUUGUUUCCAUUGAGACAUUUAACGUUUCACAUUAGCGGAUUAAUAAGAUCGCGCUUCUAUCCAGACAAUUGACAUCUCAAUUCCAGCGCAUUUAAGCGCGAGUUAGAAAAUGCUACUCACAAGUUCAUACCUAGAAACGUCGCUCGAAACGUCGAGUUUCUGCUUAUUUUUUAAUUAAGGUGGUAAUAUAACCAUGCACUCAGCACAACAUUUUAUACGUCUUAUAGUCUUUGAGGGUUUUUUCCCCAGCUAAUUCAACGUUUUUUUAACGGAUUAUAUCGCUAAUCUAAUUAUCAGUUGUUCAUAAAAUCAUAAUAGUAUUCUUUAAAUCGAAGUCAAAAUUCGAAAUUUUGGUAUGCUCCUUGCAAACUUAAAACAAUCGAAUAAAUGAAAUAAAACAAUGGAUUCUCCCUUUCGAGUUCUUACUCCAUAUUUACAGAGAGCUCGCUGACUAUACGUAGAACACGUUGAAGCCUUGAAGGCAUUCCAGGUAUGAACUUGUGAUUAGCAUUUUGAGAUGUCAAUUGUCUGAAUAGAAGCGCGAUCUUAUUAAUCCGCUAAUGUGAAAAGUUAAAUGUCUCAAUGGAAACAAUAUAGCAAUAAGUGCGCCAUAUAUAGUCGUAAUCAUUUCUGAUGCAUGUGCAAAGAGUUUUAUAAAUGAGCCUAAUUUACAAGCACAAUAGAUAUUUUACAGUCGGCUUUUUCAGUAAACGCCAUUCAGCCCACUCUUCAAUUUGGUGCGGUCUGAUCUGAUGCAAAUCAUGCAGAAAACGAUAUUAAUUAUUAAAGCAUCAAAUUCCUGCGAUGUAGUUUUGCGCAAAUUUUUUGGAAUAACUCAUUCUACUUCUUGGCUUUGAUUCCAAACAGCCAAAUUAGGCAAUUGGCCGUCAUUCUUACUAUUAAGAUCAAUAAGGCGCCUUCGUAGCUAUGGGUUUGAGCGAAUGACAACGUUGGAUAUUUCACAUACUCUGCAUAUUUUAAUUUAAUUAAAUGACCUUCCUAUGUCGCCAUAGGCGAAAGCGUUGAAAAGUUGCUCGCGUGUGGAAUUUAUUCCUACAAGACAAGGCGCAGGAAAUUUUAAUAGGAUCAAAUCAAAUAUUCACAUGGGUUUUGUACUUUUAAGUCUUAAUCCGAUAACAAAAGGCGGCAUAAGCCUCGUCCUGUUGACGGUGACGAGGAAUUAACACAUGCAUUGUAAUACGUUAUUUUAUUUUAGAAAAUAGCCCUAAGGAAUUGUUUGCGUUAUUUUCGUCUUUUAAUCCUCACUACACUGCUUUUUGUAAAGCGACAUACCUCGCCCUUUUUUCAUGAAUUAACACGUAUUGUUGGAUACGCAGAUGGGAUAUUUUUAGCUUCGGGUUGUUUCCUGUCCCAUUUGCCACAUGCAAAAAUUCAUCGUAUUGCUUCUUCCUUGAUUUUCUUUCCUUAUUUUGGAUUUUUAAGAUGCAUUGUUUCGGAUUAUUUUUUGUAUUUAGUAUCUAAACUUUAUCCAUUUCAUUGUCAAUUGUCAUUAUCAUUACCAUCAUCAUCAUAAUCAUCAUAAUCAUCAUAACAAUCAUGAUCAUCAUCAUAACAAUCACUCUCAUUACAACCAUGAUCAGCACCAUCGUCAUAACUAUCACUCCCAUUACAAUCAUUAUCAUCAUAACUUUCACUCCCAUUACAAUCAUUAUCAUCAUCAUCAUAACUAUCACUCCUAUUGACAAUCAUCAUCAUCAUAACUUUCACUCCCAUUACAAUCAUUAUCAUCAUCAUCAUAACUAUCACUCCUAUUGACAAUCAUCAUCAUCAUAACUUUCACUCCCAUUACAAUCAUUAUCAUCAUCAUCAUAACUAUCACUCCUAUUGACAAUCAUCAUCAUCAUAACUUUCACUCCCAUUACAAUCAUUAUCAUCAUCAUCAUAACUAUCACUCCUAUUGACAAUCAUCAUCAUCAUAACUUUCACUCCCAUUACAAUCAUUAUCAUCAUCAUCAUAACUAUCACUCCUAUUGACAAUCAAUCAUCAUAACCACCACCUCAUUACAAUCAUUUUAAUCGUGAUCAUCAUCACCAUAACCACUACGAUGAUCAGCACCAUCCGGUUCAGAUUUUGAUUCCACUACCGCUACAACCAACCAAUAAGACGCAUUCAAUCCAAUUAACCAAUCAAAUGCGUAUUAAGCCAGUCAGAGGUUAACCGGUGGUGGUAUUCAAGUCUGAACCUCUGGACAACCAACAAAAUGCCUCGUAACUUGUAGAUUAUAAAUUAGAUCUGUAUUCUGUAACAAUAUACUUGUUAUUAUCAUCAUUAUCUAGAUAUUCAUUUCUUGAUAUUUAUUCCUUUCCAGUUGAUCAUUUAAAAUGAGGAUAAAAGAAAUUAUUUUAAUCGUUGCCAGUCUCUGCUGUAUCUGCAGCAACGCUUUACCAACAAACGUAUUGAACGAAAUAAAUAAAGGUAAGAUCUGUGAAAAUAUUUUUGUUUUGCCAAACAUAAAAGCACGACAUUAUAUAAUAAGUUUUGUCAUUUUGCUCAAUGUCCAUUGUCUUCUCAUUAUUUUGAAAAUCCCACUAUUCUCCAUGCCAUCCAGUCAUGAUUCAGUAAUAGCAAUAUUCCAUUGUUUUUUCAUCAUUUUAAAAAUCGCACUGUUUAUUCAUUUAUUUAUUUAUUAACUUUACAAUCAUACAAAAGUGCUAUAAAAUAUAUAACAAUUGGACAUGAGUCCCAUGUGAAGACCAGCAUGCCAUACAGUCAUGAUCCAGUAAUCACAAUGUUCCAUUGCCUUUUUAUUAUUUUAAAAUUCUCGCUGUUCUCCAUGCCAUCCUGUUACGAUCCAGUGGUCGGAAUGUUCCGUUGUUUUUUCAUUAUUUUAAAAAUCUCGCUGUUCUCCAUGCCAUCCAGUCAUGAUUCAGUGAUCACAAUGUUCCAUUGCCUUUUUAUUAUUUUAAAAUUCUCGCUGUUCUCCAUGCCAUCCAGUCGCGAUCCAGUGAUCGGAAUGUUCCAUGGUUUUUUCAUUAAUUUAAACAUCUCACUGUUCUCCAUGCCAUCCAGUCAUGAUCCAGCCAUCGCAUUUCUUUUCAUUAGUUUGAAAAUCUCACUGUUCUUCAUGUCAUCCAGUCAUGGUACAGUAAUAGGAAUGUUCCACUGUUUUUCUUCUUCAUCAUUUUAAAAAUCUCACUCUUCUCCAUGCCAUCUAGCAUAUAAUAAUAAUUUUUUCUCCACGUGUUAGCUUGUACCCAAGAACCAAGGGACAUUUUCCUGGUAGUCGAUGGCUCUGCCAGCAUUGGAAAUGACCAGUUUGAAAGCGUUAGGAAAUUUAUACUCCAGCUAAUCAGUGCAGUCAGGGUCCACGAAGAUUACACGCAUUUUGGCCUACUGCAGUUCAGUACAAAUGAACAAACAAAGAUAGAAUUUGGUCUAGACGAUUCACACGAUUCUGAUGUGUUAAUGGAGAAAGUUCGAGGUUUGAAAUAUCAAAGCGGACUUGCUACCAGAACUGGACGUGCUUUGGGAAUAGUUGAAAGAGAGGUAAGUCGGUUGAAUAUUAUUGACGGAUAUGAGCUCAGCAAAACUCCUCAAAAAUAGUGUCUUUUGACUUAUUCUCAGCCUUAUACGGUGAAAAAAUAGCUUUAACCCUUGGAGAAUAUCUAUGAAGACAUCAUCUGUUAGAAAAAAAUGUCUAUACAGAACACUAAACUUACGCCGGAAAGGAGGAUAACGUCCACGUCCAGACCUACAAGUUUUUUGCACUUUCCCUAGCCUAGGCGGAUCUACUAGGGGGUACAGGGGUGCUUGCCCCUCCUACUUUUGUCCAGCUUUCCUCUAGUGAUACCAGCACCCCAUGAAGAAAACUCUGCUAUUCCAUAUUAAGUUUAGAUUUAACGCCAGAAAAUACUCAAACACAAAUACGGCGGGUCAAAGUGUAACGUAGCACUUUUCUUAAUUUUUGCCUAAAAUACAAGUGCCGUGAGGACACAUUUAACGAAUAAAUGUAGUAUUCAGAAUGGAAGAAAUGGCAUUUCAGAGCCUCAAAAUGGUCUUAUCUCCCGCCCCCCAUUGACAGAUUACUAAAACUGGUUUCGAGCGAAUUCGAAAGUUUACGAUGUAACUGUAAUGUAAGCGAAUCAGACAACAACGAUACAAAACCAUACUUUUCUAUUACUCUUUUACACACUAUAACAAUUCUAAAUAACAAUUCUAAUGUCCGUGUCUCAUAUUACUAACGUCCUAAUACUUUGCCAAUCACCCCUGUGUCACUUAAUACCUAUUAAUUAGUAUAGUCAUAUAUAUUACACUAUCCCCCUCUCUAAUUGAGAAAUUACAUAACCAUGAACGCUUCUUUCUCACAGGUAUUUACACCGGAACACGAUGAUCGUCCAAACGUACCUGACUAUCUCAUUAUCUUCACUGACGGCCAAGCCACAGACAGAACGAUUGCUUUUAGGAAUGCCAAGAAGCUGAAAGAAAGAGGAGUGAAAAUUGUCGCUAUCGGAGCGGGCAAAGGCAAGUUUGAAUUCUUGGGUCAGCUGGAAGCAAUUGCCAGCUCUCCGUCGGAUGUAUGGAUGGCCGAUUUUGAUAAUUUGAACGAAAUUGUUGGAGUUAUUGUCAAAGAUAUUGUCAAUGAAGUGUGUCCAACUCCACCCCCGGAUCGAAGUAAGUCUUUGGUUUUUGUGUGGGGGUAGGGGGGCAUCAAAGGGGGCAGGGGGCGCCCUCUUAAUAAUUUACAAUUGCAUAAAAGAAUUGUAAAAAUGAUAUGCCCAACAAGUAAUUGGUGUUCGAUUUCUAGUGGAAUACGCAGUUUUCUGAUUAUAAUUUAUCCUCAGAAGAGUUCUGCCCAACAUUGCAGACUUUCCGAACUUUCCCCCUGUAGUAUUUCCUUCUGUGGAAGGGUAAAGCAUGACCCUUACUAGACCUCUAUAGGGACAAGAGUUUAGAAAAUGAUAAAACUAUUCAGAGUAAAUAAAAGGUCAGUUUAAGUUUCCUCAUGUAGUAACAAUAAGAACGGACUCUUACUGGACCCCUAAGGAGAACAGUUUGGAACUGAUAGAGCUAUCCAAUAGAUCUGGAUCAAUAAGAGACGACUCUUACUGUACCUCGAGGGAGAACAGUUUAGGACUGAUAGAAUUAUGCAGUAUGGAUAAAAUUAGUUUAGUUUAGUUUAGUUCAGGUUACAUCCGUAUGACUCAUAUUUUAACCAUUGUAUUGCGUUCUUUCCAGCUUCAAUGAUCUGUUCUCAAGAACCACGAGAUGUUUUCCUCGUUGUAGACGGCUCGCUCAGUAUUGGAAACAGUGAUUUUGAAAAAAUCCGACAGUUCUUAACGAAACUAAUCAAAACAGUGGUGGUUAAUCCUAAUAUGACUCAUUUUGGACUGCUGCAGUUUAGCAGUAGGAAGAAGACGAGAAUCGAAUUUUCGCUCGAUUAUUCACACAGAGAAGCAACGCUCUUGAAUCGUGUAAAGUAUUUAAGAUAUCAAGAAGGUACCAGUACUUACACUGGAAUUGCUUUGAAGAUUGUUGAAGAACAGGUAUGUCGGUUGAGUAUUCAAGCUAAUUCCUUUACCUUUUUGUUGUUAAGUGCUUGUUAACCUACUUAUCCUGCCAUCCUGGGUACUUUUGCAGGGAUUUUCAGGGUUCUCCUUAUCAGGCGGUAACCGGUAAAAUUUACCGUUUCCACGAGCACUGAUUACCGCCUGGAGAAGCCCAAGUUAAAUAUACGUUUGUGUACAUUUGUUAAGAAAUAAUUAGUAAUAAGGUGUGAGAAAAUCCUUUAUAUAAUAACUACAGUGAAACACGCAAUUUUAUUGGUCAAUAGUCGUGCAGGAUCAGGCUAUCCUGCACGAGGAAUUAUAAUGCCUUCGCGGGAUUUUCAAAAUGUCAUAGUUUCACUGCAGUUAUUUUAUAAAACAAUUACCAAAUGGUUUUCCAAGCAGGAUAGCGUGAUCCAUGCACUUGGGAUGUUGCUCGACUUUUGGAAAAGUGUCAAAAUACACUCGCCUGCAGCUCGAGUAUUUUUACGCUUUCCGAAAGUCUCGCGACAUCCCUCGUGCAUGGAUCACGCAAUCCUGCACGGAAAACCAUUCGGUAUUCCUUUAAUAAUCAAUCAAUCAAGUAUUGCUGAAAUUCCACAAUAUUAAUUAUUUAGCAUCGAUAGAUUGAAUACAGAAAUAUCCUAUAAACCCGAUCUGUGAACAAAAUUUUUUGGCGGAAUGAUUAUAUUAUCAACCCAGCGUGGGCCUGAGGACUGAGUAAUUAAAUUGGCGUGUGUUUAGAAUAUAAUCUUUAGUAUUCUAUAAAAGGUUAAAUCUUCCCUCAAAAUGCAGGAAAUGCCAUUUCAGAUUUCAAAAUUUUCCGUUGGUAUACCCCAGACCCCCUAGAGGUUUGUAUAGGUGCGACUUGAUGCUUAUACCUGUUGAAAAACCUGUUUUACCUGUCCCACUCACAACUAUGGAGAACCCUGGAUUUUAAAAUCCUAGAUUUUUCAUAGUACACACGUAAGAACGCACAAGUUGGUACAGGUUUGCAAAGUCGUUCUUACAAAUCUGUUCUCAAGCUGUCGACAAGUUGUGUUCGCACUGCUUGUUCCCAGUCGUUGUAACAAGUUUGGAGCAAGCUGUUAGUUAACAACCUGUAACAAGCUUGAUGACAUUGUUAGACUUGUUAAAAGGUUGUUCUAACAAGUCUGAUACAGUCGUGAUAUAACAAGUAAUUAGUUACAAGAUUGACGACACAAGGUUGUAACAAUAUUGUUAUAUUAUGACUGUAUCGGACUUGUUGGAACAACCUUGCAACAACUCUGAUAAUAUCAACAAAGUUGUCAACAAGUUGUUUCAAAGUUGUUGACAACUUGGACAAGAAGUGCGAACACAACUUGUUGACGGCUUGUGGGCAGACUUGCUACAAGAUGCGAGAUUUUUACAAGUGUAACACACGCCUCGAUGCAAAAUGCCAAUUCCUCAAGUUUUCGUUUUGCUAACCACCUGUUAAGGAAUCUUCUCUGAAGAAUAUUUCGUUUUCCCCUCCAGGUAUUCACAGUCGUAGGGGAUGAUCGCCCCGAGGUCGAGGACAUCCUGAUUGUCUUCACCGACGGCGCAUCACGUGACCAAAACGUGGCGCGAAAAUACGCAGAUAAGCUGAAGCAACGAGGGGUGCACAUCAUUGGCAUUGCAGCCGGCUCGAAACGUCGCGAGUUUAAGGACCAGGUUGAGGAGAUUGCUAGCAGUCCCGAGGAUGUUUUUAUGGUUGAAUUUGAUCAAUUGCAAGAUGUCAUCCAUAAGUUGGUCAACAAAGUAUGCAAAGCACCACCUAGUAAGUAUAUAUGCUCGCUUUUUCGUUAUUUUAUACGCCGGUGAAGGCCAGUUACAUUAGGGACCGAUCAUUAUUUAUGGCGGGGGGUGGCACCGAAGAGAAAAGGGUUGGGUAAACUAAAUUUUGAGUAACUAAAAGGUUGGGUAAAUGAAAAACAAAACAACUCAAGGGUUGGGUAAUACAAAGUUAUUGUCAUUUCCAAAGCAUGACUCACUUAAAUAUUGGAGACUGAAAAGCAAUGUCAACAGUCAUAUGUCAAUACAAUAUGUAAAUCAAUCAGCGUCACUAUCUUGAUCAUUUUCCGAUUGGUUGGGAGACAAAUGGUGUCUCCAAAGAAAGUACAUGUACAUACAACAUGAAAGUUUAGUUAUCAAACUUGUGUCACAGAAGUGGUAAAGGACAUGUGUGACAACUGAAUGGUAUUCUUUUGUAAAGGUUCUGGCCAGGGGUGGGUAGUUAUUUUUUAACUGAUAUUUGAGGUUGGGUAAUCAAAUUUUUUUGCUUUUUAAUGGUUGGGUCAGCAAAAUUUUUACCAGGAAAACAUUUCUCUUCGGUGCCACCCCCCAUCAUAAAUAAUGACCGGUCCCUUAUCAAAGAUUCUGUGAUCACAGUAGGAAUUUUGCAUAGGUAAAUUCUACGUUUUGAAGGAUUUGUAAGGAAUGUUUGAGGGAACCGUGACUCGGUGUUAAACACAGAGUCCCUUGAAUAUUUCUUACAAAUCCUUCAAAACUUCCAGGUGAUCUUGAUACGCGGAAAAGUACUGGUACUAGUUGUCAAAUAGAAAUCCAUUUUAUGAUUAAAACAACUGAAUAUCUCCUGUAAUAUACUUUAUUUCGAUUCCAAAUUUUUGUCAGAGCUAUAGUUCUCAUAACCAAACAUAAUUACAAAAUUUCAACUAGUUUCAUAAAGAAUAAUGAAAGAUAUAAUUGACUGAAUACAUCAAAAUGGAUUUCUAUCCGGACAACCCUUUCUGCGCGCUGAUUGGCUAAAAUACGAACACGAGAUCACCUGGUUAGAAAAUAGCUGUGCGAAAUUCCUACUGUGAUCACAGAGACUUUGAUACUGCAAACCAGGCGUAAUAAACGCUUUCUCGUUACCCCGCCCAGGAGUUUAUGUUUUUACCUGGAUUUGUAUGUGAGUGUGUAUGUAUAUGUGUUUGCCUGUAAUCACGAUAGCUCAAAAUAUACCCAACGUGUAAAUUCGCCUAUUGUAUAAUAACUAUAAUUUAUACAUGAUAUGUGACAUAAUUUAUUGUAUAUUAUCUAUAACUAUACCUCCAUACACUAACAUUUCCCCCUCCUAUUUCAGCCACGCUACCCCCAACAACUACCCCAGCACCCACCACAACACCCGAGCCCACCACAACCCCAGAACCCACGACUACCACCGCCGCCCCAACGACCACCCUUCCUCCUACCACCACACUCCCUCCUACGACUACCCCUAGCCCCACCCCACCACCCCCGGUAUGCCAUAAAGACAUUCAACGAGAUGUGCUCAUUCUCCUCGACCUACCCAGACAAGUGUCCCCAAAAAAAUUCGGAAUGGUUAAAAAAUAUUUGAAAAAAGUUGUCAAGCACAUGUCAAUCGACGACGGACGAUUCAUGGUUGGCAUCAUGAACGUGGGGGAUAGCUCGGAGCCACGAAUGUAUUUGGAGUUCUCGAAAGAUUUGACUGAGAAAAAACUUCGGUAUAAAAUUGAUAUGUUGAAGCGAGAAGGCUCGAGAUAUAGUUUCAGUGUUGCAAGUUAUCGUCAGGCCGGCUAUGAGGUAAGCUGAUUUUGACACAUAUAUAGAUAUAUAGCGUUCAACCAACAGCACUUAUCCAGAUAUCGUUUCAAAAUCGUUAUAGGGACCAGUCCUUAUUUAUGGCUGGGGGUGGCCACGAAGAGAAAUGUUUUUCUUCAUGGUAAACAUAUUGCUGAUCCUACCAUUAGAAAGUCGACAUUUUUUACCCAACCUCGAAUAUCAAUUGAAAAAUGAAUGCCCACCCCUGGCCAAAAACGUUACAAAAGGAUACCAUUCAGUUGUCACACAUGUCCUUUACCACUUCUGUGAUACGAUUUUCAUAACUGCUUGUGCAAUUUCCUGCAGUAUCUUUUUUCAUGUUGUCUGCACAUGUACUUUCUUUGGAGACAUCACCUCCUGAUAAAUCGGAAAAUGAUCAAGAUAGUGUUUUGUAUUGACAUAUGACUUUUGACAUUGCUUUUCAGUCUUCAGUAUUGAGUGAGUCACGCUUUGGAAAUGAUAAUACGUUUUUAGUACCCACUGAAAAUUUUGUUUACCCAACCUUCUCGCUUAAGGCGGGCCAGCUCGGUUCCUAGAAUCGUUUAAAGAAAUUUAAGAGGGCAUAAUAACAAGGCGGGAUCUUGCCAAACUGGGCCAGCUCCAUCUAAACAGCCGUAUAGUGAUAAUUUUUUAUCCAUAUUUUUCUAGUUUCAUAAAAUGAACUACAAACAUCGCCGUUCUGAUGUUGAGGAUGUGAUCAUCCUAGUCACGACCAGGACAUUGCAGGACCGACCCUCGUGGGACAAUGACCUUUUAAGAGCGAAAAAAGAAAUUCAAAUGUUUGCUCAAAUGGGAGUAGAAGUAGUAACAUUAGCCUUGGCGAAACAACGCUUCCGUAUCUCGAUGCAAAUGCAACAUAUGACCAGUUAUCGUGAACCAAUCAUUUUGUCAAGUUAUAAAAAGUUGUUGAGAAGCGAUGCUAAGGUGCUCGAAGUUAUGCAAGGAGUUUGCCCCACUAUUAAUGGAGUUCCCGGUAAGUUCGUAUAAAAUAUUGAGGAUGGUUAUAUGUACUAUUAAAGGUGAUCUACAGUCCGUAUGUAAACAAAGCCUUUGUUUACAUUUUUGUGUCCAAAAUAUUGAGCUUUAUUCGAAAACUAUUUAUAUUUUCAAGCUUCUAGAGUACAAUAAAUGAUCAAGAAACAACAAUCAGGCUUUUCAAGAACUCAAAACAUAGUUAAACUGUUUGUAUCAUAAAAAGUGGGCUCAUUUGUGCACAUGCGCAGAUCGGACUGUAGAUCACCUUUAAGGUUUAAGUUUAAGAUUAUAAACAAAGUUUAGUCCAGUAUAAACAAAGUCUACGUCGCAGUGAAAAUAUUGUGAACUAAAACAUCAUCUUUGCAUAUUUUUAGCAACAAAACCCCCAAAUCCCGAAUGCAGAAGAACACCUCAUGACAUUUUCUUCGUUGUGGACGGAUCGGCGAGUAUUAGAUCGCGCAAUUUUGUACAUGUGCGAAAAUUCCUCAUGGAUCUCCUCGGCAUGCUCCGAGUGGGAAUCUCGGACAUCAAUAUAGGAAUGCAGCAGUUCAGUGAAGUAAGAAAGACGAAAAUUAUGAUGGAUUUGGAUAAAUAUUCGCUGGACGAGCAGAUGCAAGUUGUCGAUACGAUGGUAUAUCAGAGAGGCAGACGAACAAUGACUGGCGAUGCUUUGACUAUGGUUGCAGAUCAGGUUGGUAUCGUAAAACUUUGCUUCAUUCUAUAUAAUCGGAAGGAGAACUAGGUUAGGAUCAAAUACACAAGGCCUACUCUGGGAUCUUAAAUCGCUUUAACUCGCCUUAAAUUGCAUUGCGUAAAAGUUGCAGUUUUUGCUUAAAUCGCUUAAGUCGCCUAAAAUCGCUUAGACUCGCAUUAUCUCGCGGCGAGUUUUGGCAAGUUACUACCUCAGAGCAGGCCGAGCACACCAUCAUAAUUAUAACACGAUAAUUAUAUAACAUCAUAAUUAUAAAAUUCCAUACGUGUUAUAAAAGGAGUUGAUGUAUGGAAUGAAGCUUCCUAUAACACAUUCAAAAAAGAAAUUGAAGAAUAUUUUUUACUGAAACAAGUUAUCGACUCAUGUAAGCUUUUGAAAUGUACGUAGGACAAUGUCUCGUCAUACAAUAGCUGACAUUUUUAUCUUCAUGAUCAUAUUGUAUUAAAUCUUUUCAUUCACUGUAUUAAGAAUUAAUUUCAAUAUGUAAUAUACAUACUGAACAUAACUAGAGACUUAAAUCAAAGCCUUUUUAGCAAAAUAAUCGAUUCUAACGUUUUCUUCCAAAAUUUUCGUAGGUCUUCAACGGUGACCCGCAAAACGGCGAUAGACCUGGGGUCAAGAAUGUCCUAUUAAUAUUCACUGAUGGUAAUGCGCAUGACCUUCCCGUGGCUUUGAAACAAGCCGAAGUCUUGAAAUCACGCGGGGUACGCGUGAUCACCAUUGGGGCUGGGGUCAGAGGAGAUGUACGACAAUUUGAGGGCGAGCUCAAACAAAUGUGCACGGAUCCUGCACGUGACUUUUUGAUGGUGGACUUUAAGGAUCUUAGCGGUUUUGCCAAUGAGGCGUUCCCACUGAUCUGCAAAGAUAAAGCAAGGCAAAAGAAAUUGUAAAUAAAGAAGAGUGGAAAAGAACGCCGAGGAAUGCUUGCCUUCCCGAAGGACUCGGUGUGAUGUAUUAUACAGAGAGCAUAUAGGAAAUACUUGCUAUAGACAUUAUGAAAAUGAUGCAAGAAUGAAAAUGACAGGAAUUGAAAUAUAUAUUUAUUAUGUAACUAAAAUAAUAGCCGAUCUACAUGCAUCUGGUCUCUUCUUGGCCGUGACUGUUGCGAUCAUGUCCAAGUAAAAACCAGGUUUAAGUUAAGAAAAUCGUUAUAGCUAACAAGCAAAUAUUAGGUUUAGCUGACUGUAGAGGUUGUUUAAGAACAGUAGCGAUCAACACGCGGGCGAAAAGCGCAAUUUAAAGAUAAAUAUAUACAGGCCAGCAAAUGACUUUCAAACACGACAUAAUAAAAAAAGAUUUAUUUGACGUUCACAUCGCAUCUUCAGAGCAUUUAGGUUUAUUUGCAAGAGUAUAUUUGCUGAGCUUUUUAUUUAUUUUUAAAUUGUACAAAAUGAUAUUUUAUUUAGAAAUAAAAUUGCUAGUAUAAGAUAUUGA